Ceraceosorus bombacis is the source of this 5015-nucleotide messenger RNA. Lineage: Eukaryota; Fungi; Basidiomycota; Exobasidiomycetes; Ceraceosorales; Ceraceosoraceae. The record is from the annotation of a GenBank genome assembly.
AUGGCCGUGCACCCGAGUGGCCCUAUAACCUUAAACGCUCUUCUACACUACAACAGUCGUGAGUACACGCAGCAGCAACGGCGCUCAGAUUGAGACGCCUAUAGCUGUGCGAUCUGUUGAAAUCUGCACUUCUGCCCCCAGAUCGGAGAGUCUGCAGUUUGCUCAGCAGCACCCUCUAUUCCCCGACGUUGUUUGGGCAUCGUUGUGCGUUGCUGCAGGCACGACGUGCUACUUCCACUUUACGCACUCGCUGCACGCUGCAUCGCAUACAGGCCAGAGGCCGGCAUACAUUCCCAAUUUGCCCCUCCAUAUUGCGUAAGGUGACCGUGGACCGCAGAGCACAAGAAUCGAGGCGCACAUCGCACCAUUCGCUAUACAGAAAUCUCUCUCUCCCUUACACCAUCACAAUCACCGCUCUCGACCUCGUCGCAUGUCCCCCCUUUACGCUUCAGUCGACUCACCUACUGCAAACACGGGCGUGCAUUCGACACCACGCACAGCACAGCCUCCUGACUCACAACAGAUUUCGCCUCACGAUCGUCGAACGUUUGCAUCUUGGACGUGCUCUCGCUAGCGGCUCUGCUCCGGUGGAGGCGAGAGAAGUGUUGUCUCGUCUCAGAUGAAUGCGCCUCAGUCGUGAGUGUAGGGCUGUGAGCGAUGACUGAGCUGUUGAGGAUGGGGCAAUCUGUUCUCCCUGCGUGGACGCAAUGUAUGCGACUGCCGUGACCCACGAUGAGGGGACUCAUCUUCUGAUCUCUUUGGCGCCGCAGCAAUCCCAUUACGAUUUCAGAAGCUGCUCCUAUACCUCCGCCGCGUUCAGCUUCCAAGCCGCGCGGAUCAAGCGUAGCUGACAGGAAGAUGAACGAGAGCGCGAGGGCAAGUAAGCUCUCAAAAUUCUUUGGAGAGGCUCCACCGCCUUCUCUGGCUCGUGGCGGCUCGAGCGCAUCGCGAUCGGCAACGGCUCCACGAUCAGCCAGACCGCUCACAGGGGCGAGUCCCACCGACAAUGCUGCGGCACCGCAGCUCGAUCUACUAUUGCCAGGAUCGCAACUUAUUCGGUCUGGAAGCGCGACAAAUGUCCUGCUCGAAGGUCAAGGUACAUCGCACGGCGAUGCAACUGUAAGCCCGGGUGACCUGGGCUCCACCCAUGCGCACCAUGGUCCUGGCCUCUUUGCCGGCUUCGACGCGACGCCUUAUGGCGCGCGGAGCCCCAUUGCACCACCGGACGAGCGUCAGCAGCCCCAACUCAGGAAUUACCCGGAGGCUGGCCUUUCCGACCGCGCCUCUCUGGACAUCUUUCAAGAGCGCAGGCGCGGAAGUACAAGCAGUAUGGGUGCCGCUUCGUACACCACUGGCUUUCCCGCCCCUCCCAUGGGUGCGACGAACGGCCACUGGGCGGCGUCUCCUCCCCGACAGUCCACGAGCACAUCUCACCAAGGACCCGGCGGCUCAUUGACCGCCUUCUUUGACCACCUUGGAGGCGAGAUCGAGACGGUUGGUGCCUCCGUCAACAACAAUGCGCGACGACCUUCGCUACCGAACACUGGCACGCCGGGCUCCAUCGCGUCCAGCCGCCAAGCAACACCACAGUCCGCGCUUUCGCCCUCCAAAUCGAUCACUUUCCAGUCUCCGAAAGCUGCCAGACCUGGAUCGAUGGCCGGCUCGGAUCAUCAUUCGGCGUACAAAUUUGGCGACCUUGGCAGAAGCAGCAUGGGAUCCAGGAGGCCAUCAGUCGACGCGCAGAUCAUGUCCGCGACUUUCUCAUCGGCUUCCUUCGACCCUGAGCGGACAAUUGGUACGACGCCUUAUGAGCAUUCCUCCCUGGGUGCAAGCUCGAGCCGCGGAGAGCGAGCGCCGUGCGAUCCGACGUGCGCCCCAUUCCCUUGUGAAUACCGAGCUCUGAGGCGCUCCAUCUUGAUGGACGAGCCGGUCGCCAAGUACAGCUUGCCCAGGGGUAUGACGCUCGCGCGCAAGCGUGGCUGGCGAAGCAGGCAGCUGGUUCUCACCUCCAACGGACACCGUGUGGACCAGCGCGUCACUGUGGUUCCCUCUGCUUGGGGUGCGGACGGGUCGUCGACUUCGAUGACAACGAUCACGCCGUGCUUCGACUUCGAUGUGCCAUACGCUGAGGACCUCUCUUCGGCGCCUUUUGCAUGCUUGCACGUGUUCAAGCCCGAUGGAAUGAAGGAACAGCAGCGCUUCGUGCUGGCUCCCACAAGCUACGUGGCAGUGGCUGACAGUGCCAGGCGGUACGGCGGAGGCCGCCACUUGCUUAGAAUAGGCGGCGGCUCUGCCGUUUACCCCCAGGAGAUCGAGACUGCUCGGGGAUCAGUGCAGGGCGAAGAGUGGCUCGUGCAACUAGACUCGAUCGAGCAGCUGCUCAAGUGGCAACACACCAUCAGGGUGCGUACCCCUCUGUGUGAACCGAUCUAGCGCACCUGCCUCUCUGAUUUUACUCUUCUUGCACUUACCCGCAGGCACUCAUCGCAGCUCUUGCACACGCUGAGGGCGAGUUCAGGACAGGUCGACGUUACCCAAGAAGAGGGUCUGCAGCGGACAAUGGCCUAUCCUUGCGCUCUCCUGCGCCUGCUUCGCCAGUCUGGCCAGCCCCUGCGCGCAGCGCAGACGCCGGUGCACACGAGCAAGCGAGGAAGAGCGGCCUGGGCAUAGCGUGGUCGCCGCUUGAAAGCGACGCUGCGGGACGACGCGAGCACGCUAUUGCUCCUUCUAGGUCAUCCUUCUUUGCUGUCUCUGAAGCGCGACCAAGCGGAGAACGCUCUGUAACAGAGCGGCCUUCUGUGGGGACUCGCACAAGCGCAGCAGACCCAGAAUCUCCCAUCGAUCACGCAUUUCCCGCCGUACACAAAAGGCAACAGCCACAUUCUGUACUCCCUUCAAGAGAACCGCGAGAGGUUGUCAGACCCGUCAGCUCGACGGACCCCUUGCUUGACGAGAUGGAGACUCUCACCCAGGAGCUUUCAGUAGCAGAGAGCAAGCGCGAGCGUGCUCCUUUGAGCGAGGGCCGAGAAGGCGACGGUCAUUUCUCGGUGCAUGGCACAAACAUUGCGACGCUGCGGAGCUGGGCUAUGGUCAGCAGUGAUUCCAUCAACACGGAGCCGCUCGUCCACGGGCAUCACUCGAAUCCUCUAUCGGGCACCCACGAUCAGCACGACGACGAUCGCGCUUCGGUUACAUCGGAGCCGAUGGAAUGGACCAGCCAGAGCUAUGGACGCAAAGCGAGGUCGCGCACGACUUCAGUUUCCAGCACCAACUCGUCUCCAAUCUGCUUCUCUUACGCCCGAAGCGAUCUUCCUCCCCGUACGCCUGCCCCUCAGACCGCGCUUCCGCCGCCCCCCUCAGCGCAGACAAAGCAUGCGCCCAGCAUUCAAAUCGCCGUUCCUCCAUCUGCACGCAAAGCCGAAGGACAUUCGCCUACGCUGUCGGGCCCUGCUGCACUGCGCCAUCGACAGGCAUCGCAUGAGAGCACUGGGGCGAGCUCCCACACUUCCUCUGUUCGAAGUGAUUCAGGCUCCAACAUGGCCGCACGUACCUGGAAGAGCCGCCCAGGCAGCAUGAUGGACUCCUCCUGGAACAAGCUCAGUGAUGGGUAUAGCCCAACUGCCGCUUGGAACUUCAGCAACUCACCCAGCAGCUCUGUUGGCACUGUCUCCUCACCAUUGACACCCUUGUCGCCUACAGCGCCAAGCGACGCGCGAGACAGACACGCAGGGGUUUCGAUUCGCCACUCGCUUGAUGUUACUCCACACGCGUCGAGCAGCUUGGAGCGCAAGCAAGCGCUGCUCGCAGCUCUGGCACUAGAGCAGCGAGCUCAGAGCUCUUCCACGCCUGUCGGAAAUCGGGCUAUAACGCCAAACGAGCAGGUGGAAGAGAUUACGCCCGUAAGGGGAGAAAGGCGCGACCCAGAUACGCGAAACAAUGCGAAUCAAGCGACGAACGGCAGUAGAUUGUCACCGCGCUUGCGCAGCCAUAUAGACCCGCCUACGCCCUCAACGCCAGACGACAACUGGAAGUCCAGUCUCCCGCGCAAGCACACGCAACGAGGCAGCUUCUUCAACCUGUAUGAGUCAGAGGAUGAGCAAGAAGACGGCGGCAACAUGUCGAGUGAUGUGGAACAUAGCCAACGCAGUGGACUAGCUUCAUCUGACGAGGGCGUGCAGGCCGGCAGGGCAAGCCCAGCCAAGCCACUCGUUUUAGCGCCUCCUCCCCGUCGCAGAUCGAAGUCGACACAAGGCUCAACUCCGGCUCAGAGCCAUCGCCAUUCCCAAUCCGAUGGCAACCCAUACGCAAGCGUUGCUAGCCGAAUUGAUGCUGAUGGCGCUGCACCAUCGCGAUCUGAAAGCCAUCAUAGUCUCUGCGGCGGAUCAGGCGAAGCCAAGGCCAGGCAAAGUGGCGUUUCCGGGAGCGCGCAGGGCGCUGCGGGUGGGGUACUGCCUUACUCGCCUCCAACGCCUUUGAGCAACUCGCCCAUUUCCAAUCGACAAUCGGCUCAUGUAUUUCAAAAUCAGCAAGCUACCUGGGCGGCGUCGAACGCAGCCUCGCAACAUUCUGCGUCGGCCAGCGGGCUCAGUCGAGGACCGUCGACGCACCGCUCUUCGCGCGAGAGCCUCAUGUUGGCGGCUGCUGCAGCCGCAGGACAGAGCCCGAUCGACGCUAAAGGGGGCAAGUCUCCGCAUCCUUCCGUGCACGCAUCGCGUGUCCUGUCCAGUGCAGAUCUGCUUUCAGAAUUCCCUUCCCCGCCGCCCUCUAUGCCGACACCACCAUCUAGGUCUCCGGUGCGCCGAGGAGGCGCAUCCUCAGCCCCGAGCACGUGGAGACUGCCACCUGCAGCUUUGCCAGAGGUCUCUCCUGCUGCAUCGGCUCAACACUCCUUCAUGAAUGUCCAGACCACUCCUUCUUCUCGAUCCAGACCCACUUCGCCCAAACGGCAACGGCAACCGGCCACACCCACUCAUAGUCCGCAGCACGAACGCGCAACCAUCGGAUUGGCCAUGUAG